UCGGCGGCGCUCGAGCGUCUCUUGCACGUUUAUGGCGAUAGGAAACUGGAUCUCCUGAGGGAGGAAAAAAAACCAGUGACACUCCCAAAAUGCUGUCAUUAGGCCCGAAUUCAAGGAGAUAAGACGUGUCUCGGACUGGCUUUUGAUAAAAUAAUCCUUCGUGUGUGUUUUAUAUGUCUAUGUAUAUUGUGCGUGUGAAAAAACAACAAAAAACUGUUUUGGGGAACAUGGAAGCCGCGUUGGUUCGCGAUCUCCAGAGAGAGCGCUCGCCUGUUUCGAGGUGUAAAAGCGUGAAAGUGAACGGCUGCGGCAGUACCGUGAGCGCCGAGGAGGUGCAGCGACUGGAUUCCUGCAGGGAAGGCGGAGGUGGGUGCAGCGGAUCAGGGCAAAUUCCGCUGCCUUCCAGCGCCGCGGCCACCUUGCACCCUCAGCCCAAGCCUGGUAACCGUAGCUGGAACAACAACUCCAACUCGCUGCUGUCCAGGAGGAGACUGAGGAGGAACCUCUCGGCCACCGCUGCCGCCUCUUCCUCCGGUCACGGCCGCAGCUUGGACCGCAGGAAGAUGCCGGGCACCAAGCUGACUGCGGCCGACCGGGAAUGGGUCCGAGCCGAUGUGCAGAGGGGCUGCCUGCAUCUCUACGAUAGGCACAUGUCCUCCUACCUGAGACCUGUCAUCUGCACCCUGGACACCACCGCGGCCGAGGUCGCCGCCAAGUUGCUGCAUCCUGGUCGCACAGGGGCAGGGUGUAUACCAAAGGCAAAUGGUGUGGGCAUGACCAGCUUGACCCCUGUGCACAACGCUGGCGGUGCCAGAUCGGGGACAUCAAGGAGCACCGGUGCCAGGCCAGGACGGGGCUCUUUGGUCACGUCGGGACAAACCGAGACAUCGAACAUCAGAUCGUCAGACAUUGCUGCUCACGGAAAACCGGGAUUGUCACUAGUCACUGCUGGCCAACACUUAAAUAUCGAUAUUGUCCGUAAUGAGAAAGCUAAUACUACCCUUGCCAGGUUAGGGACGCCACUGGAUAAUCAGAAUACCACACAAAAGGAAGUAAAUAUAACGAGUGGCACACAGGUGUACUUAGCACCAGCCACUGCCAAAGACGGACCAAAAUCUGAUACUGAAAUUUACAGGCUUCGAUCUUCAUUGAAUAAUAAUACCAAUCAACUGAAAUCGUCAAACCAUUGUUUCAAAUUGAUGGCUUUGGAAAAUGCUGCGAGGCCAUCGCUGAAAAGCACCAAGGUGCAUUAUGAAAAUGUAAAUAGUGAUACCAUAAAUGACACUGUGGUCAAGGUAGAAAGUGUGGACAGACCUGAGUUGAGGAGUGAUUCCCUUACUGGUGAAGGUCGGCUGAAGUCUUCAAUUCCUGACACUUUGGGAAUGCAGGUUACUGAUGGUUUGCUCACAUCAAUGGUUUAUGUUCAACUUCAUGGCGAAACUACCAGAAGGCUGGAGCCACAUGAAAACCCCCUUGAAAUACAAAAUGAGUACCUCUUUAAACUGGGGUUCAAAGAUCCAAGUAGGGUGCAGGAGGAGGGAAUGGACGUUGAAAUUGGCUGUCUGAUUCGAUUUUAUGCAGGGAAACCAUAUAGUAUUGACCACUUAGAGCGGAUCCAGCUGAGUGGGUUGUUCGAUGUUCGGAAAGGGAAGAUGCACCUUCAUAAGUGGACCAAGCGUCAAGUUAUCUUGUGUGGUACCUGCUUAAUUGUUUCAUCUGUGAAAGAUAGCCAGUCUGGAAAAAUGCACGUUCUACCUUUAAUUGGCGGAAAGGUGGAAGAAGUGAAAAAACACCAAUACUGUUUGGCCUUCACCUCGUCAGGACCACAGAGUCAGACCUACUACGUUAGCUUUGAUACUUUCCCAGAGUAUUUGCGCUGGCUUCGGCAGGCUUCAAAGAUCAUGUCCCAGAGAAUUGGAUCAGUGGAUUUAUCAUGUUGUAGCUUGGAAAAUCUUCCAAGUAACCUUUUCUAUAGCCAGGAUCUGACUCACCUGAACCUCAAACAGAAUUUCCUCAAACAGAAUUUGGGGCCUGGAACAAAUGGUGGUUUGAAUGAUCUUCAAAGGUUCAUGAAGCUGAAAAGUUUAAACCUGUCUAAUAAUCAUAUGGGAGAAUUUCCACUUGCCAUUUGUGAUAUACCAACCCUUUCUGAAGUCAAUCUUUCCUGCAAUGCUCUACGAUUUAUCCCUUCAGCAGUUAGCAACAUGGAUAACUUACAGAUAUUUUUACUGGAUGGCAACUGUCUUGGUUCUCUCCCACUGGAGCUGGGGAAUCUGUUGCAACUGAGCUACCUGAGCCUUUCCUUCAAUGAAUUCAGAAGCAUUCCUGUGGUUUUGGAGAGUCUGAAAGCUGUGGAAAAACUUUGUAUGUCAGGCAACUACAUCGAGACAUUGUGCUUGCAAAGUUUGAGCAGAAUGCCUCAUAUCAAACAAGUGGAUUUAAGACUCAAUUGUAUCACCAAGUUGGAUGUAGCAAAUGUGGAUUUCUUGCAACACAUUACUCAUCUAGACCUGCGCGAUAAUAAACUGACUGUUCUUGAUGCCACUGUAUUUGAGAACAUUGAGGUUUUACACUGUGAACGAAACUACCUAACCAGUCUCAAAGUCAGUGGAUAUUUCCUGAAGAAUCUUUGUGCUGCAACCAAUGAGCUUGUAUACAUUGAUGCCUAUCCAGUACCUAACAAUCUCACUCUUAUGGAUCUGUCAAGAAACAGACUGGACAGUUUACCUGAAUGGGUGUGUGAAGGUAAAAAGCUGGAGAUCUUGGACAUCAGCCAUAAUCAAAUUUGUGAACUGCCUGCAAAGUUGUUCUGCAAUAGUAAUUUACGCAAACUGCUGGCAGGUCACAAUCAGCUGCAGAGACUUCCUGAACGAUUUGAACGCACACAAGCAGAGGUUCUUGACAUCCAGCACAACCACCUAAUUGAGUUGCCCAUGAAUCUUUUCCUAAAAGCUGACUGUUUACGAUGUCUGAAUGCUUCAGCGAAUAAACUCGAGAUACUUCCGCCCUCCUGUGUGUCUGAAGAAAGCAACAGUGUAUUACAGGAGCUCUACCUAACCAAUAAUUAUCUCACAGAUAAAUGUGUACCCUUGCUUACUGGUCACUCUUGUCUUAAGAUCCUACAUCUUGCUUACAACCGACUCCAGAGUUUUCCAGCCAGUAAAAUGGCAAAACUCGAAGAACUGGAAGAAAUUGAUCUAAGUGGGAACAAACUGAAAACCAUUCCGACUACCAUUACGAAUUGCAAGCAGAUGCACACUGUCAUUGCACAUUCUAACUGUAUUGAAGUCUUCCCUGAAGUGAUGCAACUCUCUGAGAUUAAGUGUGUUGACCUGAGCUGUAAUGAGUUGACCGAGAUCACGUUGCCUGAAAAUCUGCCACCGAAACUGCAAGAACUAGACCUGACUGGAAACCCCAGGCUGGUCCUGGAUCACAAAACUUUGGAGCUGCUGAAUAAUAUGCGUUGCUUCAAGAUAGAUCAGCCCUCCACAUCUUUUACUGUUGGUGAGGCUUCUGGUACACCAGCUGUGUGGAGUCACGGUUAUGUAGAAGCUUCUGGAAUGAAAAACAGGCUAUGUGUAGCUGCCUUGUCGGUGAAUAAUUUUUGUGAUAACAGAGAGGCUCUCUAUGGUGUAUUUGAUGGUGACAGGAAUGUAGAAGUCCCCUACCUCCUGCAGUGCACCAUGAGUGAUGUUUUGGCAGAGGAACUGCAGAAAUCGAAGAAUGAUGAGGAAUACAUGACUAACACUUUCCUAGUCAUGCAGAGGAAACUUGGAACUGCUGGACAGAAGCUUGGAGGCUCCGCUGUGCUUUGUCACAUAAAGCAUGACCCAAUGGAUCCUUCUGGUUGCUUUACAUUGACUGCAGCCAAUGUGGGAAAGUGCCAAGCUGUCCUCUGCAGAGAUGGCAAACCAUUGCCUCUCUCAAAGCUAUACACUGUUCGUUGCAAUGAAGAAUUGGAGAGAGUUAAACAAUACAAAGCUAUUGUCACCGAGGACAAUAAGGUUAAUGGGGUGACUGAUUCUACAAGGAUUUUGGGCUACACAUUCCUCCAUCCGUACGUUGUGCCUCGACCUCAUGUUCAGUCUGUUAUACUCACACCUCAAGAUGAGUUCUUCAUUUUGGGUAGUAAAGGCCUCUGGGACAGCAUCUCCCAUUUGGAAGCUGUGGAAUCUGUGAGAAAUGUCCCUGACGCUCAAGCUGCUGCCAAGAAGCUUUGUACCCUGGCCCAGAGCUAUGGAUUCAAUGACAGCAUCAGUGCUGUGGUUGUCCAGCUGAACGUUAGCGAGGAUUGCUUCUGCUGUUGUGACAUGAGUGGUGUACCCCCUUCCAGCCCAGGCAUUUUUCCUCCAUCAGUAACUGUAGUAAUAAAAGACAGGCCGGCUGAUACCUUGGGGAUGCCAUCAUCUAGUAGUGGCGUUGCCUCAGAGAUAAGCAGUGAAAUAUCCACUUCAGAGAUGAGCAGUGAAGUGGGUUCAACGGCCUCUGAUGAACCUCCUCUGGUCACAAUGAAUGAUGGAGGCCCCUUGAUCCAUAGCGAGCAGCGUUGUAUGCUGCACCCAGUAUGCUUGACCAGCUCAUUCCAGCGGCAGCUGUCCAGUGCCACCUUCUCCAGCACGUUUUCAGAUAAUGGAUUGGACAGUGAAGAUGAAGAGCCUAUUGAAGGAGUGUUUUCCAAUGGCAGCAGAGUGGAAGUUGAGGUUGAUAUUCAUUGUAGUCAGGUGAAGGAAAAGAUGUCAGUGCAUUUAACUUCUGAUGCAUGUGAUGAAGGAAUAGUAAUCAGCGCAAAUGAAGAUGAAAACUCUGAAAAAAUGCAACUUCUUAAAAUUCACAGUGAAAAUGACUGGCUGGACAAUGACAAUAGUAAGUUUGAAUACUCCACAACAGGGACAAUUGGUCGAAAGCGUGGAAAUGGUUCUGUUGCACCUUCGGAGAAGAGCCACAACUUGAUUGAGGUGGCAGCUGACGUACCGAUGAAAAAGAGUGGAGGCUAUUUUGCAGCCCCUCCACAGCCUGAUCCAGAUGAUCAAUUCAUCAUUCCUCCAGAAUUAGAGGAAGAAGUAAAGGAGAUUAUGAAGCAACACCAGGAACAACAGCAACGCCAGUAUCAACUUGACCAGCUCUCAGAUUGCUAUGAUACACCUCUAUGACCAGGAAGAAAACAUUUAGUUUUAAUAAAUUUGAGCCUUCUACGCUCUUUUUACUUAUAAAUUGAAACUGUUCAGUUGAGAUAUUUUUCUCACUUUCUAAGCCCCCUCUGCCAGUUACACUCAGAUGUGCAGCCAUUUUUUAAAAAAUCCUCAUUAGUUGGUUCUUUUGUGAUUAAUUAAGAUAUAAAAACAGAUUAACAAAUUUUCAUAUAGCACAUUGUUUGUACAAGAUGAGGACACGUUUAGUAUAUUGCAGGCCGUCAUUAUUUGUAAACUGUUGAGUGUUUGUUUUAAAAACAAGCCUAAGUAUUAUGAAUUAAUAAUUCUAGAUAAUGCUAUAAAUGUAUUUCUAAAAUCAUGGCUUUUUAAAGUGAAAGUCAUAGAAAUUUGUAGACUUUAAAGACUAACUCCUAGGAGUUGCAAACUCAUUAAUGUGACAUAGUCACUGAGAUUUUACUAAUCUUCUCUGAGAGAACAGCUGAUUCACAAAUUAUUUGUAAAUAGUUUAAAAUGUUGUAUAGUGAUGCAAAAAAAAUUUACACCAUCAGAGUCUUGUAUCGGGAAAAGAAUAAAGCAAAGAGGACUUCUGUUUAAAAACAAAAUUCAUCCUCUCAAUAUAAUGAGGUAAUGAGUGACUGACUGACUGACUGGAUUUUGGUGUAAUUACUACCUGCCAUGCUUUGUCUUUCAGGAUCGCUUUUUGUUCUUUCAGUUGGCCUGUUUUCACAGUUGAGUUCCUGUUCUUCCAUGUCUUCUGCUGCUCACCAGCAGUGUCCUGAUGUUGCAAGGAAAACAAAUGAUUUCCAAAGCACUCUUGAAUUGAUAUGUUAAUACACUUUUGUUUAAAA
Molecule: messenger RNA, 5998 nt
Organism: Stegostoma tigrinum
Lineage: Eukaryota; Metazoa; Chordata; Chondrichthyes; Orectolobiformes; Stegostomatidae
Gene: phlpp1
Product: PH domain and leucine rich repeat protein phosphatase 1
Exons: 17
Coding region: 174-5150 (1658 amino acids)
Molecular function (GO): protein binding
Source: RefSeq, a predicted model, not a curated record